GCUCCGCUCCGGGGGUGGCACCGGCGCCGCUGCCCCGCCAUGGCCGGGCUCCUGCCGCUGCUGCUGCUGCUGCUGCUGCUGCGGGCGGGCCCCGGGGCCGGCGCCUCCAAGGACGAUUGUGCCUCCAGGCUGUUCACGUUGGGCGGGGAGUGCUGCCGGCUCUGCAACGUGGGCGAGGGCGUGGUGCAGCCCUGCGGGGUCAACCAGACGGUGUGCGAGCCCUGCCUGGACAGCGUCACCUUCUCGGACACGGCCAGCGCCACGGAGCCGUGCAAGCCGUGCACGCAGUGCGAGGGGCUGCAGAGCAUGUCGGCGCCCUGCGUGGAGACCGACGACGCCGUGUGCCGCUGCGCCUACGGCUACUUCCAGGACGAGAGCAGCGGCAGCUGCCGCGAGUGCCGCGUCUGCGAGGUCGGCUUCGGGCUCAUGUUCCCCUGCAAGGACUCGCAGGACACCGUGUGCGAGGAGUGCCCCGAGGGCACCUUCUCCAGCGAGGCCAACUUCGUGGACCCCUGCCUGCCCUGCACCACCUGCGAGGACAACGAGGUGCUGGUGCGCGAGUGCACGGCCGUGGCGGACGCCGAGUGCCGGGGGCUCCACCCUCGCUGGACCACGCCUGCCCCGUCCCUGGGGGGCUCCGAGAGCCCCGAGGCCACCAGGGAGCCGCCGAGCACCGAGGGCGGGCCCAGCACCGCGGCCGACACGGCCACGACCGUCAUGGGCAGCUCGCAGCCCGUGCUCACCCACGGCACCAGCGACAACCUCAUCCCCGUCUACUGCUCCAUCCUGGCCGCCGUGGUGGUGGGGCUGGUGGCCUACAUCGCCUUCAAGAGGUGGAACAGCUGCAAGCAGAACAAGCAAGGCGCCAACAACCGCCCGGUGAACCAGACGCCGUCCCCCGAGGGCGAGAAGCUGCACAGCGACAGCGGCAUCUCCGUGGACAGCCAGAGCCUGCACGAGCAGCAGCCGCCCGGGCAGGGCACCCAGGGGCCAGCAGCCCCCAAGGCGGACGGCAGCCCGUACUCAGCGCUGCCGGCCAGCAAGCAGGAGGAGGUGGAGAAGCUGCUGGGCAGCUCUGCCGAGGACACGUGGCGGCAGCUGGCGGGGGAGCUGGGCUACAAGGAGGAGCUGAUCGAGUCCUUCACGCGCGAGGAGGCCCCGGCGCGGGCGCUGCUGGCGCACUGGGCCGGCCGCGAGUCGGCCACGCUGGACGCGCUCCUGGCCGCCCUGCGCCGCCUGCAGCGCGGCGACAUCGCCGACAGCCUGGCCAGCGACUCCACCGCCACCUCCCCGGUGUGAGGGCCGGCCCGGGGGGCUGAGCCUGCCCGGUGCCGGGGGGAGGCGCCGGGGUCACCCCCGAGCAGCUCCCGGUGCCCUGAUGGUGUUGGGGGGCUCGGCCCCACCUUGAUCUCGAAUCCCGGCACCGGGGGGAGGCGAUGGGGUCACCCCCGAGCAGCUCCCGUUCCCCGGUGUUGGGGGGCUCGGCCCCACCUUGAUCACAAUGAUCACAAAUCCCGGCUCCAGGGGCAGGCGCUGGGGUCACCCCCGAGCAGCUCCCGGUGCCCUGAUGGUGUUGGGGGGCUCGGCCCCACCUUGAUCCCGAAUCCCGGCACUGGGGAGAGGUUGUGGGGUCACCCCGAGCGCCCCAGUGCAGGUCCCAGUCCCCGGUGUUGGGGAGCUCAGCCCCGCCUGAUCCCAAAGCUGGGGGGUCGUGGUGGGGUCACCCCCGAGCAGGUCCUGGCACUGGUGCUGGCCCCUGAUGGUGUUGGAGGGGCUCAGCCCCACCCUGAUCACAAAUCCCGGCUGUGGGAAAGACGGACAGAUGGACAGAUGGACAGAUGGACAGAUGGACACGGAGAGACCGCCGUGCUCUCAGCCCUCACCUCUCCUCUCCUCCCUUCCAGCUCCUUCUCUCCCCAGGGCUCCUCUUCCUCCUGUUCCCCUCCAGCGCUCCCAAAUCCGGCUGCUUUUACCCCAAAACGGGGGAAGGACAGGGCUGGGGUGCCCUGGAGCAGCUGCCCCAGGAUUUGGGGGCUCAGAGGGGCUGGGGAGCAGACCCGGCUCCCUACACUGUGAAAUUUGGGGUGCGGCCUCCCCACAGCUCUUCAGGGAUUUGGGGGAGCAGCCGGGGCCACCCCGGACACUGAGGAGCAGAUUUUGGGGUGCUACGGCUCCCAUGGGGGCUGCAGGGGACACCGAGGGGACACUGAGGGGACACCAAAGGGACACUGAAGGUGGAAAGCGCUGACCAAGUGCCUGUCCCCGGGGACACCUCCAGGGCUCUGCUCCUCCCUCCUGCCCUGUCCCCGUGUCCCCGAGCUGCAGGGACCAGGCCGAGGCCACCCUGCCACCAUUGCACUGUCCCUGAGCUGGGCCAGGCCACCACUGCCCUGUCCCCGCUGUCCCCACCCUGCUGAAAGGGCUCCUGCUGUGCCAGCACUGUGAAGGGCUCGGGAAUGUCCCUCUGCCCCCGGGGUGACAUUCGGGGAGGUGACAUCACUCCAAGGACAUUUUGGGGGCGUUUCAGCCCCAGCUGGGUGAGCUGGAGCUGCCACUGGCCUGGGGAAUGUCCCUUGAGCUGCCACCAGCCUCAGGAUGUCCCCUGGGCUGUCACUGGCCUGGAGACGUCCCCUGAGUGGUCACCGGUCCAGGGAGUGUCCCCUGAGAUGCCACCAAGCUUCUGGCAAUGUCCCCAACGCCCCCAGCCAGGUGUGGCCGUCCCUGCCCUCUGGAUUCAUCCCAAAAUUCCUCCCCGAUGGCAAAAUGGGAUUUUUUUCCCAGAACGGAAUUUUUUCCAGAAUGGGUAUUUUCCAGAACGGGAUUUUUCCCAGAACGGGAUUUUUCCCAGAAUGGGAUUUUUGGGCCCUCCCAGAGGAGAGAUCUGUAAAUAGGAUUUGGUGUUUGACCCAGUGCUCGGUGUCACCCUCUGGGGACAGCCCUGUCCCCUCCCCACUUCCAGCUGGGAAUUCCCAUCCCAACCCUUUGGUCCCCCCUCGUUUCUGGCCUUAAAGGCUCCACGGGGAGGCCCCAAAAUCCCACAGCAGGGUUGGGAUGAUCCCGGCAGAGCUCGGAGUCUCCAGGGCUGGAGCAGCUUCCAUGGAAUUCCAGAUCCUCCAGAACCUUCUGGAAUUUUCCCUCCCAUUGCACUCUGGGUGAUGGAGAACCAGGCUGGGAUUUGGGAGAUUCCAUCCAAGAUCCCCCAGAACCUUCUGGAAAUUUCCUUCCCAUUGUGCUCUGGGUGACGGAGAACACAGGCUGGGAUUUAGGGAAUUCCAGCACCCAGAUCCUCCAGAACCUUCUGGAAAUUUCCUUCCCAUUAUGCUCUGGGUGAUGGAGAACCAGGCUGGGAUUUAGGGAAUUCCAGCACCCAGCUCCUCCAGAACCUUCUGGAAAUUUCCCUCCCAUUGCACUCUGGGUGAUGGAAAACCCAGGCUGGGAUUUGGGAGAUUCCAGCACCCAGAUCCUCCAGAACCUUCUGGAAAUUUCCUUCCCAUUAUGCUCUGGGUGACGGAGAACACAGGCUGGGAUUUGGGGGAUUCCAGCCAAGAUCCUUUGGGAAGAGCUGGAAGGGCUGAAAAUCCCAAAUCUGCGUCCCAAACUCUUCCCAUCACCCAAAUCCAAGGAAAUUUGCCCCAAAUUUCCAACCCCACUCGCAGUGGGCUGGAAACCCCCAGAUCCUGCCAGACCGAGCCACGCAACGGGAUGGAUUUGGGGUGGAUUUGGGGUGGAUUUGGGAUUAAUCUGGAAUGGAUUUGGGAUGAAUUUGGGGGAUGAGUUUCGGACAGAUUUGAGAUGGAUUUAGGGGAUCCAUUUGGGAUUAGUCUGGAAUGGAUUUGGGAUGGAUUCAGGAUGGAUUUGGGGUGAAUUUAGGGUUCAGGAUUUGGCAUGAAUUUUGGAUUAAUUUGGGGUGGAUUUGGCAUGAAUUUUGCAUGAAUUCGGGAUGGAUUUUGGGUGGAUUUGGCAUCAAUUUGGGAUGGAUUUGAGAUGAAUUUUGGAUUAUUUUCGGAUGAAUUCCAUCACUGGCCACCUUCAGGUGGCUCCCAUUGGUUUGGGAUUUUUGGAAAGUGACCCCAGGACAAGCUGAGGGUGCCUGGAUCGAGGUGCCCAAACCCAAACUGAAUUUCCUGGCAGAGCCAGCCCAGCCCAGCCUCUCCCGCUGGGAAUUCUGUUCCUCAGGACAUCCCUGCCUCACCCUCAGGUUUUCAAAGCCAUGGGAAGGGAUUUCAGCACCCCCCAAUCCCAAAAAUCAAAGUUUUCAGUGCCGAGGGAACGGGGACAAACUCAGCAUCCAAAGAGAAGCCGGGGGCUGCCUCAAACCCCCCUGAGCUGCGGGGAAAAAACGGAAAUAAAACUCCAAAACCACCAAAAAACAACCCCAAAGCCAGGAGGGCAACCCAAAGCCAAAGCCAGAGCUCGUUUCGUGUUGUACCAAGCGCGUGUGUUGCUCCACUCCCCACUCUGUAAUUCCAGGGCCGAUUUCGUAGGAAUAGAAGGAUUUGGGGGGGGGUCUGGGGGCAGCAUGA
Messenger RNA from Zonotrichia leucophrys gambelii, 4523 nucleotides. It is a transcript of the gene NGFR, whose product is annotated as nerve growth factor receptor. Gene Ontology annotation, biological process: Rho protein signal transduction. Bases 40 to 1299 code for a protein of 419 amino acids. Gene Ontology annotation, cellular component: cell surface; plasma membrane. Gene Ontology annotation, molecular function: coreceptor activity; nerve growth factor binding; death receptor activity. The transcript has 6 exons. Lineage: Eukaryota; Metazoa; Chordata; Aves; Passeriformes; Passerellidae. The record is from RefSeq and is a predicted model, not a curated record.